AUGCGCACUACUACUUCAACAGCUACGACGACGGCUACGGGCUCAGAAAAGAAGCAGCGUCUGUACAAGACUGAACUCUGUCGGAACUGGGAGGAACUGGAUCACUGCAGGUACGGCACAAAGUGCCAGUAUGCGCACGGACUAGACGAUCUCCGUGACGUUGAGCGACAUCCAAAGUACAAGACCCAAGUGUGUCGAACCUAUUGUCAAACCGGAACGUGUCCUUACGGUGCUCGCUGCACGUUUCGUCAU
Messenger RNA from Zychaea mexicana, 252 nucleotides. RefSeq lists its product as uncharacterized. The record is from RefSeq and is a predicted model, not a curated record. The annotation marks the transcript as partial. NCBI's taxonomy places the organism in Eukaryota, Fungi, Mucoromycota, Mucoromycetes, Mucorales, Lichtheimiaceae. The transcript has 2 exons. Gene Ontology annotation, molecular function: metal ion binding; mRNA binding.